Messenger RNA from Hypomesus transpacificus, 615 nucleotides. RefSeq lists its product as uncharacterized. Bases 1 to 615 code for a protein of 204 amino acids. The record is from RefSeq and is a predicted model, not a curated record. The transcript has 4 exons. NCBI's taxonomy places the organism in Eukaryota, Metazoa, Chordata, Actinopteri, Osmeriformes, Osmeridae.
AUGACGCAGACUCCUCCUACUUCAGUGCCAACCCCGGUAGGCCUGGGCUACAGAGAUGAGCCAAUGGCCGGAGACUUUCUGAAGAGGCGGAGCUUUCUCAGCUGCCUCGGCUCCAUGUCUGACAUCACAAGCCCUCCUGCUGACCUGAUCUUGGACAGGGGGUGUGGCCAAGUCCGCCCCAGGAAGUUCGGCAGCGUGGGCGGGGCUUGUUGGGAGACCUCCACGUCCAGCAGAGCCUCGUCAGAGCCCGUGACCUUUGACCCUGCCAGGAUCAGUGCCUGGCUGGGGAAGACUCCCAGGGAUGACCCCUUCUUCUCUGGCCCCACCCUCCGAGACCCUGGCAGCCAAUCAUGUUCCAGGUCUGUCCAGACUGACCUGCAGUCCCCAGACCCAGACAGCUCUGCUGUGCUGACCAACACCCCCACGCUGACCCUCGCUCUGGCCUUCCCCUGCCAGUCUUACAGUCCAGGAGAUUCCCCCUCACCUGUACCUCCUCUCACCGUCCAGUCACCUGUACCCCUGACCUCCUGGGAACCCACUGACUGGGGUCAAAGGUCACCUCAGAGCUGGGAGGACAGACCGUCUGCCAAAUGUGCCAUGAGCCAUGUGCCAUGA